AUGUCCUCCCCCUCAGGGAGUAUAUCUACCAGUGGUAGAAUUAUCACCAGUAAGCAUGCUUCUAGGCCCACCACGUCUAGAGGAUACAGUGCAAGUCGAUCACGCCCGAGGACCGCAGCAACCUCGACAGGCUAUGACGAUAAUGAAAUUAUAUGUGCCAUCAGCGAAUCUCGUGGUAUAUCACCCACUGUCGGCCUUUCAUUUGUCAAUCUCUCUACUUGUGAAGCGGUUCUUUGUCAAUUUCCCGACACGCAAACAUAUGCCCGAACGUGCCACAAACUCAAAGCGUUUAAUCCUUCCGAAAUCCUGUACAUGUCUACCGCCGCUGAUUCGAAGCUCAUCUCGAUCGUGAUCGAGAAUCUGGAGGUAGAGACAGCUGAUAUUAUGAUGACAAAUAUUCAUCAAAAGUAUUGGUCGGAAAGCAGUGGCCAUGACUAUGUGCAACAAUUGGCAUUUCCGGAAGACUUGGAAUCACUGAAGUUGGCCAUUUCCGGGAGCUACUUUGCUGUCAUGAAAUAUGCAGAGCUCGGUCUCAGCACGACGUUUGUUCCCCAAACUCUUCGAAUCAAAUACGAAUCCUCCGAGGGAUCAAUGAUGAUCGAUCCUUCCACCAUCGCAUCGCUUGAAUUGAUCCAGAACCUGCAGAACAAUAAAUGUCGCGAUAGUCUGUACGGACUCUUGAAUGAAACCUUGACUCCUAUGGGUGCCCGUUUUCUCAGAAGCAACAUCCUACAGCCUUCGACGGAUGUUGAGAAAAUCAGAAAGAUACAUGAAGCUCUUACUGAACUCACUACCAAGGAGGACCUGUUCUUCUCUGUUCGCUCAGCGCUCAAAUCAUUUGUCGAUAUUGACCGUGUCCUGGCUGCUUUUGUCAUCAUUCCAGCGCGCCUUGACUUCCACUACAUGGAACAAUCUGUCAACAAUGUUCUCAUGCUCAAAACAUUUGUGGACUCAAUCAAGCUAGUCUGGCAGGCCUUGACUGGGUGCCUUAGCGAAGAACUGACAUCGAUACGACGGCUCUGCGAACCAAAAAGCUACACUGAUGUAGAAGAGCUGAUCAAGUACUGCCUUAACGACGACGUUGGGUAUUCAACCAAGCCUACAGAGCUUCGCAACCAAAGAGUCUAUGCUAUCCGAGCCGGGGUCAAUGGCUUUUUAGAUGUAGCACGACAGACCUUCACAGAGAUAGGCAAGGACGUAUUCGACCUAGUCAAUCGGAUGAGUGACGAGACCGAGAUCGACCUCGAACUCAAAUUUGACAAUGCUCGCCAAUAUUACAUCCGCGUCCGUGCAGCAGACCUUCAGAACCGCCCUCUACCCGAGAUCUUCAUCAACACAUUCAAGCGCGGCAAAUUCAUCGAGUGCCAGACCCUGGACCUGAUCAAGAUGAACCAGAAAAUGAAAGACGCGCACAACGAGGUCAUCAACAUGAGUGACCAUAGCAUCCAACAGCUGAUCGACAAUGUCCGCACCAAGAUCCAACCCCUAUUCAAAAUUGGCGAGGGCAUCGCCAUACUCGACAUGCUUUCCUGCUUUGCACAGCUCGUCACCACCAACGACUACGUUCGACCAGAAAUCACGAGCGAUAGAGACGGGACCCUCGCCAUCAAAGCCGGCCGACACCCAAUUUCCGAGAAAAUCCUACCCGGCAAUAGUAACGACCAUCCGACCUCCGCAGCCGACCGAUUCGUGCCCAACGACGUCUUUGCCACGUCCCAGACCCGCUUCCAGAUCAUCACAGGGUGCAACAUGAGCGGGAAAAGCACGUACAUCCGGAGCAUUGCACUGACAGCAGUGAUGGCGCAGACCGGCUGCUUCGUCCCGGCGACUUAUGCCUCAGUACCCAUCAUCCACAAUCUCUUCGCACGCAUUUCAACCGACGACAGCACUGAGGCAACCGUGUCGACCUUCGCUGCAGAAAUGCGCGAGAUAGCGUUCAUCCUCCGCAAUCUAACGAGCGGCUCCAUGACAUCGCAAAGUCUCGUACUCGUCGAUGAACUUGGCCGCGGCACGUCAACGACAGAUGGUUUGGCCAUCGCGAUCGCGAUCGCAGAAGCGCUCAUCGAAUCCCGCGCCUUCGUCUGGUUCGUCACGCAUUUCCGAGAUCUGCCACGCAUCCUCGCCGAGCGCGCCGGUGUCGUUAAUCUGCAUCUCACGGUCGACAUUGGCUCAGACGACCGCGACCCCUCCGACUAUACUCACACCCAACCUCAAACCCCAAAUAGCACCCUCAAAAUGCGCAUGCGCUACCGCAUCGCCGACGGGCCCUCGUCAUCGCGCUUCUACGGCCUAGCGCUUGCACGGGUCGGCGGGCUGCCGGAUUCCGUGAUCACGACAGCCACACAGGUGAGUCAGCGACUACAUGAGCGGAACGAGGCAAGAAAGCGCAACCCACGCGCCACAGCGGUGUUACGCAGGAGGAAGCUGGUGUUGAGCCUGUGGGAGCAGCUGCGCCAGGCGCGGGCGAAUGGCAAGGGGAUGCCGGCUGGCGACCUCAGGGCUUGGUUGGAACGGUUGCAGGGUGAGUUUCUCAUCAGGAUGAGGGCGAUUAACAAAGAGGUGGAGGCGGCGGUGGGGUAUGAGGAGGGGCAUGAGACGGAGGUGGACAUCGGUUUCGGUGAGGAGGGGGGUGGGGAGGUGAGUGAUGGUGGCAGCAGCAUGGUUUUGGCGGAUGAUGCUGAUGCUGAUGAUGCUGAUGGACAUCUUUAUGAGAUGCGUGGUGCUAGAGGUGAUAGUCUACUGCAGGAGGAGUAA
Exophiala aquamarina CBS 119918 is the source of this 2754-nucleotide messenger RNA. Its product is annotated as DNA mismatch repair protein MSH4. Gene Ontology annotation, molecular function: mismatched DNA binding; ATP binding; ATP-dependent DNA damage sensor activity. The record is from RefSeq and is a predicted model, not a curated record. Gene Ontology annotation, cellular component: nucleus. The coding region runs from base 1 to 2754 and encodes 917 amino acids. NCBI's taxonomy places the organism in Eukaryota, Fungi, Ascomycota, Eurotiomycetes, Chaetothyriales, Herpotrichiellaceae. The transcript is spliced from 7 exons. Gene Ontology annotation, biological process: reciprocal meiotic recombination; mismatch repair.